Molecule: messenger RNA, 2951 nt
Organism: Cololabis saira (Pacific saury)
Lineage: Eukaryota; Metazoa; Chordata; Actinopteri; Beloniformes; Belonidae
Gene: nucleolin
Product: nucleolin
Exons: 16
Coding region: 143-2314 (723 amino acids)
Molecular function (GO): RNA binding
Source: RefSeq, a predicted model, not a curated record
UGCGACUCUCCGUCUUUCCUGCCCAGUAUCCGACGGAGCGGACGCAACCACGUGUGCGCACACAGGCAGUUCUGUUAAUUGUCUAAAGUAAUUCGCUUCUGGCCCCCCUCAGUGUUUCUUUGAAACACAACUAAAAGCAACCAUGGUGAAAUUAGCAAAGUCAGUAAAUCAGCAGGCUCAGAAGAAAAAAGCUGCUCCACCCCCUAAAGAGGUGGAAGAAGAAUCCAGUGAAGAAGACAGCGAAGAGGAAGAGGCUCCUCCGCCUAAAGUGACAAAGAAAGGGGCUAAAGCUACACCGGUCAAAAAUGGCACCCCUGCCAAAAAGGCAGAAAGUGAAGAUGAUGACGAGUCUGAGGAAGAGUCAUCUGAGGAGGAAGCGCCUCCACCAAAGAAGACGCCUGUAAAGGCAAAGGCAACACCCGCUAAAGGAAAGGGUAAAGCCACCCCAGCCAAGGCAGAAGAAUCAGAUGAUGAUGAGUCUGAAGAGGAGGCACCGCCCCCCAAGAAAGCAGGCAAAGCAGCUGCAAAGCCUGCCAAGGCGCCCGCCAAGUCCCCAGCAAAGGGCAAGGCUGCACAGGAGUCCGAUGAUGAGGAUGAUGAAUCGGAGGAGGAGGCCCCACCCCCCAAGAAAGCUGCUAAAGCAGGAGCCAAAGCAGCAGCUAAAGCUGCUAAAGAGUCCUCUGAAGAUGAUGAGGAGUCAGAAGAGGAGGCCCCACCCCCCAAGAAAGCUACUCCAGGCAAAGCUAAACCACAGCCUGCUAAAGAGUCUGACGAUGACGACGACGAUGAUGAGGAAGAUGACUCCGAAGAAGAAAUGGACACUACUCCUGCACCAGCAAAGGCAAAGAAAGCCGGCAUGGUCAAGGCCAAAGAAGAGUCGGAGGAGGAGGAUGAUGAUGAUGACGAGGAAGAUGAUGAUGACGACGAUGAGGAAGAUGAUGAUGACGAUGAAGACUCUGCAGGCAAACCUGCAAAGAGGAAGGCAGACAACAAGAAAGAUGCACCACCUGCAAAAAAAGCAAAGGCUGAAGGAGAAGGCUUCUGUCUGUUUGUCGGAAACUUGAACGCAACAAAAGACUUUGAUGAGAUCAAAGCGGCCCUCAGGAAAUUCUUCUCAAAAAACAGUCUUGAGAUCACCGAUGUCCGGUUAGGUGGCUCAAAGAAAUUUGGGUAUGUUGAGUUUGCAUCUGAGGAUGACAUGAACCAAGCACUGGAGCUCAGUGGCAAGAAAAUCAUGGGUCAGGAGGUGAGGCUGGACAAGGCCCGCAGCAAAGAGACCGCACAAGAGGGAAAGAAAGAGAGAGACGCACGCACACUCUUUGUAAAAAACCUUCCAUUCUCCACAACGGUUGAAGACCUGAAAGAACUGUUUGAAGAUGCAGUUGAUGUAAGGCUACCUCAAGGCCAGAACGGUUCAAACAGGGGCAUUGCCUAUAUUGAAUUCAAAUCUGAGACUGAAGCAGAGAAGAUGCUGGAGGAGGCCCAGGGAGCCGAUGUCCAGGGGAGGUCCAUCAUUGUCGACUAUGUUGGAGAAAAGAGCCAAAAAGGAGGCAAAGUUGCAGCGGCCGGAGCAGUAAACAAAACACUGGUGGUGAAUAAUCUCUCCUUCAGUGCCACAGAGGAAACCCUACAGUCCACGUUUGAGAAGGCUGUCUCUAUAAGGAUUCCACAAAAAGACGGCAGACCAAAAGGUUUUGCUUUCAUAGAGUUCGAGAACACUGAUGAUGCCAAGGAGGCCAUGGAAAGCCUAAACUACUCAGAAAUUGAUGGCCGGUCAAUUCGACUGGAGUUCAGCCAACAAAGCGGAGGAAGGGACGGAGGCAGAGGGAACUCUGGUCCAACAAAAACCCUCUUUGUGAAGGGACUUUCUGAGGACACGACCGACCAGACCCUUAAGGAUGCUUUCGAUAGUGCUGUUGGCGCCAGGAUAGUUACAGACAGAGAAACGGGUUCAUCAAAAGGAUUUGGCUUUGUGGACUUUGACAACGAGGGCGACUGCAAGUCAGCCAAGGAGGCGAUGGAGGAGGGUGAGAUCGACGGCAGCAAGAUAACCCUGGACUACGCCAAGCCAAAGGGCGACGGCGGCUUCCGUGGAGGACGCGGCGGCGGUGGAGGAUUCGGUGGUCGUGGUGGCGGAUUCGGUGGCCGUGGAGGAGGAUUCAGAGGAGGUCGUGGUUUUGGAGGUGGUAGAGGAGGAGGAGGACGGGGAGGAAGAGGAGGCCCUCGUGGUGGCGGACGUGGCGGAUUUGGAGGUGGAAGAGGAGGUGGUGGAUUUGGCUCAAAACCACAGGGAAAGAAGAUAAAGUUUGACUAAAACUUUAAUGGACUGAAUGGACUCUGGUGUCAUCGGUUUUUCAGAGCUUUUGGACAUUCCACAAAGCGUCGUUGAUAUAUAUUUAACUGUAAAUGGGCAUUUUUUUAGCCCUUUAUGUAGAGUCCUCACACAUACUCCACCCAAUGCCAGAAUGGCACUUCUGACCUUUUUCAGCUUAAGUGCUACAUGUGAGAACUGAAUGUCCUGACCACAAACCCGCACCUCUUGCCCUCCUUAGGAAUCUUUUUCUGAAGGAGUAAAAUGGAAAUGGUUCUGAUGAGCGACGUUGCUGUGAAAGGAGGAAACAAAGGCUUGUCAGAUAUAUGGUGUAAAUUUAAACCGUUUGUAUGGUUUCAUUUUACCUUUUUGUAAAAAAAACAAAACAUCUUACAAAUGUAUCCAUAUGCUUUUUAUUUUGUUUAGUUUUCUUUAAUCUAAGUUUUACUGUGCAGUUCAUAUUUUGAUAAUCCAGGCGAAACAUUUAUGUUGGAUGUUAUGGUUGUUUGAUGGGGCCGAGUCUCUUGAGUCUUGAUUGAGACAUUUAAUCAAUGUAACAUAAAAUAUUUGUAGCACAUUGACUUUUUUUCCCCCCAUUGUAAUUUUUUCAUGUGAUGAAAUAAAACCUCUUAGAUGGUGA